AUGGGCACACAAGGGCACAGCACCGACCCACCUCAAGGUGCUACAGCAGUCACAGGCCUGGUCCGCUGGUGGCUCGACCUCACACACACCACCACCACCACCACCAUCCAGGGCGGGCCUGCAGUUCUGACAAGCUCCACCAUGGCUGCACCUGCACCUGCGGCCAUGGCUGCCUCACAGAAGGAGUCUCCAGGCAGGUGGGGCCUGGGGGAAGAUCCAACAGGCACAGGCCCCUCGCUGCAGUGCCGCGUGUGUGGGGACAGCAGCAGCGGGAAGCACUAUGGCAUCUACGCCUGCAACGGCUGCAGUGGCUUCUUCAAGAGGAGUGUGAGGCGGAGGCUCAUCUACAGGUGCCAGGUUGGAGCAGGCAUGUGUCCAGUAGACAAGGCCCAUCGCAACCAGUGCCAGGCCUGCCGACUGAAGAAGUGUCUUCAGGCGGGCAUGAACCAGGACGCUGUGCAGAAUGAGCGCCAGCCCCGCAGCACAGCCCAGGUCCGCCUGGACAGCAUGGAAGCGGACAGCGAACCUCGAGGGCCAGAAACCCUCAUCUCACCCCCAGGCCCCACGGGGUCUAGCCCCCGGAGCCAGCCCCCUGUGUCUGCUGCCAGGGCCCUGGGCCACCACUUCAUGGCCAGCCUCAUCACGGCCGAGACGUGUACCAAGCUGGAGCCAGAGGAUGCUGACGGGAACAUCGAUGUCACCAGCAAUGACCCUGAGGUGUCUGCAUCCCCCUGUGGCCUGGACAGCGUCCACGAAACGUCAGCACGCCUGCUCUUCAUGGCUGUAAAGUGGGCCAAGAACCUGCCUGCGUUCUCCAACCUGCCCUUCCGUGAUCAGGUGAUCCUGCUAGAGGAGGCAUGGAGCGAGCUCUUCCUCCUGGGGGCCAUCCAGUGGUCUCUGCCUCUGGACAGCUGCCCGCUACUGCCUCCACCUGAGGCCUCUGCCAUCGCUGGUGGUUCCCAGGGCCGGCUGGUGCUAGCCGGAGUGGAGAUGCGGACACUGCAGGAAACCAUUGCUCGGUUCCGGGCACUGGCUGUGGACCCCACCGAGUUUGCCUGCCUGAAAGCCCUGGUGCUCUUCAGACCAGAGACGCGGGGCCUGAAGGAUCCCGAGCAUGUGGAGGCCCUACAGGACCAGUCCCAGGUGAUGCUGAGCCAGCACAGCAAGGCCCACCACCCCAGCCAGCCCGUGAGGUUUGGGAAGCUGCUGCUCCUGCUGCCAUCACUGCGGUUCCUCUCCUCCGAGCGCGUAGAGCUCCUCUUCUUCCGCAAGACCAUCGGGAACACCCCCAUGGAGAAGCUCCUGUGCGAUAUGUUCAAGAACUAG
This is a messenger RNA of Ochotona curzoniae (black-lipped pika), 1326 nucleotides long. It is a transcript of the gene NR2E3, whose product is annotated as nuclear receptor subfamily 2 group E member 3. Gene Ontology annotation, biological process: cell differentiation; negative regulation of transcription by RNA polymerase II; positive regulation of transcription by RNA polymerase II. Lineage: Eukaryota; Metazoa; Chordata; Mammalia; Lagomorpha; Ochotonidae. The record is from RefSeq and is a predicted model, not a curated record. Bases 1 to 1326 code for a protein of 441 amino acids. Gene Ontology annotation, molecular function: RNA polymerase II cis-regulatory region sequence-specific DNA binding; nuclear receptor activity; zinc ion binding. The transcript has 10 exons.